This is a messenger RNA of Cokeromyces recurvatus, 1256 nucleotides long. RefSeq lists its product as uncharacterized. Gene Ontology annotation, biological process: ketone body biosynthetic process; L-leucine catabolic process. Lineage: Eukaryota; Fungi; Mucoromycota; Mucoromycetes; Mucorales; Mucoraceae. The coding region runs from base 225 to 1220 and encodes 331 amino acids. Gene Ontology annotation, molecular function: hydroxymethylglutaryl-CoA lyase activity. The record is from RefSeq and is a predicted model, not a curated record. The transcript is spliced from 4 exons.
UUUUUUUCCUUCCUUCCUUCCUUCCUUUCUCUCUCUCUUUUCCUUUUCUUUUUUUAUAUAUAUAUUCAUAAACAUAUAAGAAUAAUAAACAAUGCCUUUCCUUUAUUCUUCUAUUUUACCUAGAGUUUAUACAAAAGCCUUAUUUGUGAAUCAGGUUGGUUAAAAUGGAUAUAUCUUUACUAUUUUAAUGCUUGAUUAAAUAAUAACAAUAAAAAAAGGCAGUAAUGAAAUCAAAACAAAAUUUCAUUAGAUCUGUUUCCAGCUAUUCUUCAGAUUUUGUUAAAAUAGUAGAAGUGGGUCCAAGAGAUGGUCUUCAAAAUGAAAAGACACUUGUUCCUGCUAAAGUAAAAAUUGAAUUAAUUGAACGUUUAGCAAAGAAUGGUUUACCUGUUGUUGAAGCAACUAGUUUUGUUAGUCCAAAAUGGGUGCCUCAAAUGGCUGAUAACAAGGAAGUUUUUACAUCAAUUUCAAUGAAGCCCAGUGUAUUUUACCCUGUAUUAACACCUAACCUUAAAGGAUUAGAGGCAGCUAUAGCGGCAGGUGCUCAAGAAGUGGCUGUAUUUAUUGGCGCUACAGAAUCAUUUAAUCGUAAAAAUACAAAUUGUUCGACUAAAGAAUCUAUUAUUAGAGCUGAAGAAAUCUUGAAGAAGGCCUUGGAUCAAAAUAUAAGAGUGAGAGGAUAUCUUUCUUGUGUUUUGGGUUGUCCUUAUGAAGGUCAAGUGAAUCCUGAAAAAGUAGCGGAAAUGGCAAAAGAAUUAUACGAUGCUGGAUGUUAUGAAAUUAGUUUAGGUGAUACGAUUGGUGUUGGUACUGCUGGUUCUAUGGCUACUUUAUUAGAACAUGUUCUUAAAGUAGUUCCUGUCGAAGCCAUUGCUGUUCAUUGUCAUGAUACUUAUGGACAAGCAUUAGCUAAUAUUUUAAAGGCUUUAGAAUACGGUGUUCGAGUUGUAGAUAGCUCUGUAGCUGGUUUAGGUGGUUGCCCUUAUGCUCCAGGAGCAAAAGGCAAUGUGGCCACCGAGGAUGUUGUAUAUAUGUUGAAUGGUUUAGGUUUAAAAACAGGUGUCAAUUUAGAUUCACUUAUCGAGACAGGAGAAUGGAUUUCUGAACAAAUCGGUAAAUCUACUCAUUCUAGGGCUGGUGCUGCUUUAAUGGUGGCUAGAAGACGAAAGGAGGCUUUAGAAAAAGCAGCUAAUUUAAAUUCUAAUUCUUCUAAACUAUAGAAUAAACAGAUAUAAUUACUAUUUUUUCUUAUUUUA